UGCAGAAAAUCCAGAACAAAAAAAAGUUCUUCUUAUACUUGACGGGCAUUCAACACAUACAAAAAAUCUUCAAGCCUUAGUUCUAGCUCAAGAUCACGGAGUGGUAAUGCUUUCUUUGCCAUCGCAUACUACUUAUAGGCUACAACCUUUAGAUAGAUCUUUUUUCAAAGCUUUAAAUUCUAAAUAUAAUACUGCUUGUGAUAAAUGGAUGCGAACCCAUCUAGGCAGAUGUAUUACUUAAUAUCAAGUAUCUCAACUGUUUGGCGAAGCUUACUCAAGAGUUGUUGGUAUGGAAAUAGCAGCGGAUUUAGAACGGAUUUAGAGACACUGGGAUAUGGCCGGUAGACAGCUCAGUUUUCUGGGAAGAGGACUUUGUACCUUGUGAAAUACUCAGUGGAGAGAUGAGCUCAAAUGCAAAAGCUUCCCAAACAGAUGAACUUAUUUUAGAAACAAUUUCUGCACAUCCAGUGAAAACUUCUUCACUCGAGCGAAAUCCAAAAAAAUCUAGAGCUACUCUAUUGAAACAUAAUGCACAUAAUGAACCACUCUCUAACGUAACUUUAUUAUCAUCAAUGAAAAAAACAGAACAGUUGCAGUGUCUUGACAUACCAAUAAAAGCAUUAUCUCCACUUCCAGUUAGAACUUCUCCUCUCAAAAGAAAAAAAAAUAAUUCUAAUACAACUGUAUUGACGAGUAGUCCUUACAAAGAUGCACUCUCUGGAAGAGCUUUACUGCGACCAAAUAAAAAAAUAAAGCAGGACAGACAAUGUUUAAAAGAGUGUGAGAAAGCAAAUAAAUCUCUUCAAAAUGAAAGCUGGUUUUGCUACCUCUGUGAAGAAAAUAUAAAAAAGAGUAUGAUACAAUGCCUUACAUAUUAAGGCUGGUGCCAUAAUGACUGUCCAUAAUGAAGGUGUUAAUCAAAAACAAAAACGUUAUAUUUGUAACUUUUGUCAAGAAUAAAGAUUUUCUGUUUUGUAUUAUUAA
Molecule: messenger RNA, 984 nt
Organism: Hydra vulgaris (swiftwater hydra)
Lineage: Eukaryota; Metazoa; Cnidaria; Hydrozoa; Anthoathecata; Hydridae
Source: RefSeq, a predicted model, not a curated record